AUGAAGGCUGAAACGAAAGUUAAUCUACACAUUUCCGACGACGGAAAUUCGCUAUCUUGUAUGAUCAACAAAUCCUCCUCAUGGUCCCGUUUAUUAAGGAUAGUCAGCUACUGCCUUCGCUUCGUUCAUCGUCUUCGUGAGAGGAAUCGACUUUCACCAUUCCUAUCGGCGUGGGAGCUACAAUAUGCACGAGCUAAGAUCUUUACGCACGUUCAAGAGGAGUUCUUCAACGUGGAGUACAAGCAGUUAACUACCGGACAGCAAUUGUCGAAGAAGUCGAAGUUGAUUCGCUACACACCCUUUUUAGACGAGCAGAGAGUAAUGCGUGUUGGUGGUCGCAUCGAUAAUUCUAUAGCUACUUAUGACGCAAAGCAUCCCAUUCUCCUUCCUAAGGAAUCUCCAAUAGCUGGUCUGCUAGUUCGCUAUCAACAUGCUGCAUUGUUACACGCUGGAGUCGAAUACACGUUUCAUAGUCUACGCCAAAGAUAUUGGAUUCUAGGAGCUCGGAACCUCGUCCGCAAAACUGUAUUCAAUUGCAGAACUUGCUUUCUGCAGCGAAGACACACGAGUUCUCAACUUAUGGCUGAUUUACCGGAGUUUCGAGUUCAACCCGCCCGUUGUUUCCUGCACACUGGAUUGGAUUAUGCUGGACCUGUGUCAAUCAAAACAUCGACAGGCCGGACACCAAGAUUUGGCAAAGCUUGGUUUGCGAUCUUUGUCUGCCUAUCUACAAAAGCGAUUCACAUAGAAUUGGUCAGCGAUUUGACGACAUCCGCCUUUAUAGCCGCUUUCAAACGCUUUUGGUCUCGACGUGGACCUAUAUCGGAUUUAUACUCGGACAAUGGAACGACUUUCCAUGGAGCCAAAAGAGAUUUAGCUGAAAUGCAACGAAUGGCAAUAGCUCAAAGUCAAGAUGAAGAAAUUUCAAGCUUCAUGGCCAGCCACGAGAUUAAUUGGCAUUUCAUUCCGCCAUCUGCUCCCCAUUUCGGAGGCAUUUGGGAGACUGGUGUGAGAUCCAUAAAGCUGCACUUAAAACGAGUCAUUGGCAGCAGUGCCUUGACAUUCGAGGAGUAUUCGAGCCUGUUAAUUCAGAUUGAAGGGCUUCUGAACUCUCGCCGUUUAUGCACACCUAGCGAUCACAGUCUUAACCCGCUAACUCCUUCUCAUUUUCUAACAGGUCAGCCUCUCACUUCGGUACCAGAACCAUCUUUCCUGGAUGUAAACAUCAACAGACUGCAGCGCUGGAGACAACUACAGGCCAAGGUUCAAGGUUUCUGGAAACGUUGGAAUCUCGAGUAUUUCAGCACGCUUCAACCUCGCACGAAAUGGCAUCAAGAUGCUCCAAAUGUUGCCGUGGGCACACUGGUUGUGCUGAAGGAGCCCAAUCAACCGUCAAGCAAGUGGAUGCUAGGACGAGUCACCGAAGUUCAUCCUGGCCAGGAUCAGAGGGUCCGGGUGGUCACCGUUAAAACCGCCAAGGGAAUCUACAAGCGCCCUAUUACGAAAAUUGCUGUGCUUCCUUUGAACUGA
This is a messenger RNA of Drosophila bipectinata, 1530 nucleotides long. RefSeq lists its product as uncharacterized. Gene Ontology annotation, molecular function: nucleic acid binding. Lineage: Eukaryota; Metazoa; Arthropoda; Insecta; Diptera; Drosophilidae. The record is from RefSeq and is a predicted model, not a curated record. Gene Ontology annotation, biological process: DNA integration.